Neurospora crassa OR74A is the source of this 1176-nucleotide messenger RNA. RefSeq names its product RecQ mediated genome instability protein Rmi1. Lineage: Eukaryota; Fungi; Ascomycota; Sordariomycetes; Sordariales; Sordariaceae. The coding region runs from base 1 to 855 and encodes 284 amino acids. The record is from RefSeq and is a predicted model, not a curated record. The transcript has a single exon.
AUGGAAACAGCCCGCACCCUCCACCGGCAACUCACCACCGACUCCCACACCACCUUCCUCCCCAUCCCCUCCCUUUCCUGGCUCACAACCCUCAUCCCCUCCACCACCUCUCGCAACAUCCCACCCCUUCCCUCCCUCCUAGCCACCGCCCGCCUCCGCCUCCUUUCCUCCGACCUUUCCACGCCCGGUCUCCUCGACCCCAGCUACGUCUCCUCACACAGCUUCCCCCCCUCUUUAACAUCCGGUCAACAACACCCACCUACGGGGUACCCAAAAGACCAGACCCUCCCACAAGACGUCCUAGUCCAAGUCCUCGACAUCGUCAACCUGUCCCGCUCCAAAUGGGAAGUCGUCGAAGAGCUUGAGUCCAUCGAGCGCGGGGAACAGACGCGCGGGAGGGAAGUUAUUCGCCUCCCCACCACUUCCAACUCCUCCGAUCCUAAUGAUCCCAACGACGGGGUAGAUAUGGGCGACGGCGGGACCCAAACGCAAGCUGCCCAGCAACAAGCAGCAACAGCCCAAGCCCAGCAGCAAGCCCAACAAGCAAAAGACCGCAAAAACGCAACACACAAAAUAACUCUCCAAGAUUGCUCAGGGCAGAGACUCUAUGCGCUAGAACUAAAAAGAAUAGAAGAAAUCGCCGUGCCGCAAUUUGUCAAUGGAAAAAUGGUUGGGGGGACGCCGAUCGGGUGUAAGUUGUUGUUGAGAAAGGGGACAAAAGUGGCGAGGGGGGUGGUGUUGUUGGAGCCGGGGAGGGUCAAAGUGUUGGGGGGUAGGGUAGAGGGGUGGGGGAGGGUUUGGGAACAGGGACGGUUUGAGAGGGUGAGGGGGGAGGUUCAGGCUCAGAGGGGGUGAGUGAGUGGCAAUGAAAGGGAGAGAGGAGGGGGGAAGUAGGGAAGUGGGGGGACAAUGGACGGGGGUAGGAGGAGAUGAAGAGAAGUACCUGAUGAAGGGGAUGGGAAUGGGGAUAGAGGUAGGGAAGGGGAUGGAAAUGGGAUAAAAUGCCCUGGGAGUGUUGGUAAUCAAAGAGGGACACACAUGGAUAGAGGGGCCGCGGACAGUCUGGCGUUGGCACUAUCAUGCCCACCUCAAAGAGUUCAUAUCGGAUGGAGGGCUGGGACUCGACGACAAAAAGGGUUGGUUGGAGUUGUUCAGGUAGUGCAAAAGGGAAAACGG